AUGGUUGGACGCGGGUGGGCACGGCCCGCACGCGCCUGUGCCCUUACGAGGGCAACGGUGACUGGAGCUCUGGCCCAGAAUUCAGAUCUCGCGUGCAACAGGUGGCAUCCGCCAUUCACCAUCUCUGCGAGCAUCGCCCAAGCAGACAAAAGGCUCCUUCUGAGGGCAACGGAGGAACUUGCGGAUGCCAUUGGAGGCCACGACGCCGGAAUCACCACCCUUCCGUCCUGGGCCCUCGGUGCUUUUAUUGAAUAUGGCAGGUCCCAGCAACGCCACGGCUAUGUUUCCUCAGCCUUCAACAUCGAACGCUUCUCCCCCGACAAUCUAUCGCCCAGCGAUGCCGCCAUGGUAAUGGGUUUGGUUUGCAAGGACGAUGGGGACGCCAUUCUCCCGUUGAAUCAGAUUGACUUGGAAUGGGCCCAAGCCGUCAUGGCGGUUUUACUGGGUGAGGCCCACGAUGGCAUUGCCGUGCCGUCGAGGUCCCAAAGCAUCAGUGGCUCCGACAGCGCCGCCUCCGGCUCUGAAAGCGGGAGCUCCGGCGAUGGCAGUAGUGAUGAACGGGUUGCCGACAGGAAAGAAGGCAAGGCGGCCCAACUUGCCGCUACGGGGCCCAGGGGGAAGAGGCAGAGGGGGGGUCCCAAGAAGCCCGAAGCGCGCCGAUCCUCCCUCGCGCGGGCGUCUCUUCCUCCUCCUCAAACGCUGGAAGAAACCGCCACUGCAGGGGCUUCCACCAGUGCCGGGCCACCGUGCCACGAAGGAGACGGCUUUCCGCCCCCAGGCGACGGCAAACGACUCCCCCGCAAGAAGGACACGCACGUGGUGCCUCCUGAGUAUGGCAUUCCCCGGCACCCUAGCGAUCUGCACAAGAGGUACCCCAGGGGCCAGAUGCCUUACCAUCCCGGCCGCGGCAUUGACAUGCGCUGCGCCGCAUGCCAGGCCUUCCAGACGCCGUGCGAGUUCUACCCGUUGGACAUCAAGGCGACCUGCCUCACAUGCUUGUCAAAGCACACAAAGUGCAAGCUCAACGCCAUCUCCGGGGCACCACUGCCAGAAUCGGCCGCUACAAGAUGCUGCGGCGCGAAGAGCAUCAGAAAGGCAAAGUGCUGUGACCUCACAUACCCGAAGAAGCUCUGCAAAGAGCUCGGACGGGUUAGCAUGCCCGAUAAGCAGGUCCCCGAGGAUCACCCUAAGUACAUGGCCCACACCAAGGAUCGGCUCCAGCGAGCUCCAAAGAUCGACCUUGCGAAAGCGACCACUGUAGCCCAAGCCAAUGCAUUGUGGAGGGCGUCGUCCGACAGUGAGGAGAGCGAGCCGUUCACAGGAUCCAGCGAUGACGGGCCGUCCUCGGAUAUGGCACUGGACGGCGAGCGGCCACGCAAGCGCCCGCGAAAGACAGCGCACUUCGCCGACUCCCCAGACUCCCACUUGAAACCAGAGCACCGUGCUUCAUCGAUUCCUGGCGCGGGGCAAAGCGACUCACCCCCAAGACGAGGUCCGUCUUUGAGAAGCACUGCCGCGUGGCCGGCAGGAGCCAGCUUGAUCCCCACUGACCCCUCAGCAGGUGUCUGGACGGCGCAUGCUCCUGGACCCCAGCCCAUGCCGGCGGGCAGCAAUUUGAGGGGCAUCGGGUCUUCGGUGCGGAGCACAGCACUGGGAAACCCCGCGGGUGGGGACAGGCUGCUGACACGGAUCGCGGCGCUUGAGGCACGCUUGCUGGAGCAGGCCUCCGGCACAAAAGCGCUCGCAGCCCGCGUCGAGCUCCUCGAGGAUCGGUUGGAGCGCGCGGGGGCUUUCGACCAGGGCCUCUGGCGCCACGGACAGAGCGAUCGGCAGUGA
Molecule: messenger RNA, 1836 nt
Organism: Epithele typhae
Lineage: Eukaryota; Fungi; Basidiomycota; Agaricomycetes; Polyporales; Epitheliaceae
Exons: 11
Coding region: 1-1836 (611 amino acids)
Source: RefSeq, a predicted model, not a curated record